Pungitius pungitius (ninespine stickleback) is the source of this 1873-nucleotide messenger RNA. It is a transcript of the gene atp1a2a, whose product is annotated as ATPase Na+/K+ transporting subunit alpha 2a. Bases 44 to 1597 code for a protein of 517 amino acids. The record is from RefSeq and is a predicted model, not a curated record. Gene Ontology annotation, biological process: intracellular sodium ion homeostasis; sodium ion export across plasma membrane; proton transmembrane transport. Gene Ontology annotation, cellular component: plasma membrane. The transcript is spliced from 13 exons. Gene Ontology annotation, molecular function: ATP hydrolysis activity; P-type sodium:potassium-exchanging transporter activity; ATP binding. NCBI's taxonomy places the organism in Eukaryota, Metazoa, Chordata, Actinopteri, Perciformes, Gasterosteidae.
CAUCCAUGAAGUGGAGGACAAUCCCUCCGGUCAUAUUCUGGUCAUGAAGGGAGCUCCGGAGAGGAUCUUGGACAGGUGCAGCAGCAUCAUGCUCCACGGCCAGGAGCAGCCGCUGGACCCGCCCUCCAGGGACGCCUUCCAGAGGGCCUACAUGGAGCUGGGCGGACUCGGGGAGCGAGUGCUCGGCUUCUGCCACCGGAGUCUGUCGCCGUCCCAGUUCCCCCGAGGAUUCGCCUUCGACAGCGACAACCCCAACUUCCCCACCGAGCAGCUCUGCUUCCUGGGCCUGGUGUCCAUGAUCGACCCGCCGCGCGCCGCCGUGCCCGACGCCGUGGGGAAAUGCCGCUCCGCCGGCAUCAAGGUGAUCAUGGUAACGGGGGACCACCCCAUCACGGCCAAGGCCAUCGCUAGGGGUGUGGGCAUCAUCUCCGAGGGAACGGAGACGGUGGAGGACAUCGCCGAGAGACUGAACAUCCCUCUGAGCCAAGUCGACCCCAGGGAUGCCAAGGCCUGCGUGGUGCACGGCUCGGACUUAAAGGACAUGAGCCCCGAGUACCUCGACGACCUGCUGAGGAACCACACUGAGAUAGUGUUCGCCCGCACCUCCCCUCAGCAGAAGCUCAUCAUAGUGGAGGGCUGCCAGAGACAGGGGUCCAUCGUGGCCGUGACGGGCGACGGCGUCAACGACUCGCCGGCCCUGAAGAAAGCCGACAUCGGCGUUGCCAUGGGGAUCGCCGGCUCCGACGUGUCCAAGCAGGCCGCCGACAUGAUCCUGCUGGACGACAACUUCGCCUCCAUCGUCACCGGAGUGGAGGAGGGUCGCCUGAUCUUCGACAACUUGAAGAAGUCCAUCGCGUACACGCUGACCAGCAACAUCCCGGAGAUCUCGCCCUUCCUGCUCUUCAUCUGCCUGAGUGUUCCUCUCCCUCUGGGAACCGUCACCAUCCUCUGCAUCGACCUGGGCACCGACAUGGUUCCCGCCAUCUCAUUGGCCUACGAGACGGCGGAGAGUGACAUCAUGAAACGCCAGCCCAGGAACCCCCGGACGGACAAGCUGGUCAACGAGCGCCUCAUCAGCAUGGCCUACGGACAGAUCGGGAUGAUCCAGGCUCUCGCGGGUUUCUUCACCUACUUCGUGAUCCUGGCGGAGAACGGCUUCCACCCGAGAGACCUGCUGGGCAUCCGCAUCAAUUGGGACGACCGCGAGGUCAACGACCUGGAGGACACCUACGGGCAGCAGUGGACCUACGAGCAGAGGAAGAUCAUCGAGUUCACCUGCCACACCUCCUUCUUCAUCAGCAUCGUCGUGGUGCAGUGGGCGGAUCUCGUCAUCUGCAAGACCAGGAGGAACUCCCUCUUCCAGCAGGGCAUGAAGAACAGGGUCCUGAUCUUCGGCCUGUUUGUCGAGACGGGUCUGGCGGCCUUCCUCUCCUACUGCCCGGGGAUGGACGUGGCCUUGCGCAUGUACCCCCUGAAGCCCCUGUGGUGGUUCUGCGCCUUCCCGUACAGUCUGCUCAUCUUCAUUUACGACGAGGUCCGUAAAUACAUCCUGAGGAAAUGCCCUGGAGGUUGGGUGGAGCAGGAGUCCUAUUAUUAAUAUUCAGAAAAUGUCAGUUUGCAUGUCGGCGUCUGUGUGGGCGUACGAGAGUUUGUGCGCGAUAGUGUUGUGUUUGUCCGUUGUAAUAUUGCACGGAUCAGUUCACAAAUCUGAUUAUCAUAAGAAGGAAUACUGCUGAAAAUAGGCUUUUGAAUCCUCGACGGUAAUGCGCACCUUCAGCAUGUGCCUCAGAUAAUCCGCUACCAAAGGCUACAGAACAACAACAACAAAGGUGGCUCAUGAGAUGAACCGAAAAAUAAAAUAGAUUCCAAAAUG